Saimiri boliviensis boliviensis (Bolivian squirrel monkey) is the source of this 1671-nucleotide messenger RNA. RefSeq names its product coiled-coil domain containing 102B (gene CCDC102B). The record is from RefSeq and is a predicted model, not a curated record. Lineage: Eukaryota; Metazoa; Chordata; Mammalia; Primates; Cebidae.
GUUGUUUACACAUGUGGCUGCAACUGAGACGCUGGAGCAGCCCAGCAAGCCCAGAGGGUUUUAUACAGCAGAACUCAGUGGGACACUUGGGAGUCUGAGGUCUUAAAAAUAAAUAUGAAUUUAGAUUCCAUUCAUCGAUUAAUUGAGGAAACACAGAUCUUCCAGAUGCAGCAGUCAUCAGUUAAGUCACACUGUGACAUGGUGGCACCUGCCUCACCCACCAGGGAUACCUAUAAUACCUGCUUCCCGUUUUGUGGGCUACAGUCUCAUGCUGCUCACAAUUUAUGUGCACGUUCAUGUAACACCAAUGAAUGGGAUAUUUGUGAAGAACUUCGCCUCCGGGAACUUGAAGAAGUCAAGGCCAGAGCUGCUCAGAUGGAAAAGACCAUGCGGUGGUGGUCGGACUGCACUGCCAACUGGAGAGAAAAAUGGAGUAAAGUUCGAGCGGAAAGGAACAGUGCCAGGGAGGAAGGGAGGCAACUCAGACUACAACUAGAGAUGGCAAUGAAAGAAUUGAGUACACUGAAAAAGAAACAGAAUUUGCCACCUCAGAAGGAGGCAUUAGAAGCUAAAAUCACCCAGGAUCUGAAGCUUCCUGGUUUCGUAGAAGAAUCCUGUGAACAUAGAGAACAAUUUCAAUUUGGUUUUCAAAGGUGUGAGUCUAUCAGAGAGUGUUUAGUAAAAAGACAAUUUUCUACAAAGGAGGAAACAAAUAAUAAGGAAGAAGGAGUGGUUAUUGAUUCUUUAAAAUUAAAUGAGGAGAUGAAACCUAAUCUAGAUUGUGUUGAUUUAUUCAAGAAUGGUGGUUCUGGAAAUGGUGAAAUGAAACCUGGGCUGAAACUGAAAGCAAUAAAUCUGCCUUUGGAAAAUCAAGUAACUGAAAUUGCAGCUUUGCAGGUGCAUUUGGAUGAGUUCCAAAAAGUCUUAUGGAAGGAAAGAGAAAUGCGCACAGCUUUGGAAAAAGAAAUAGAGAGACUAGAGUCGGCUUUGUCUCUGUGGAAAUGGAAGUACGAAGAACUGAAAGAAUCAAAGCCCAAAAAUAUGAAAGAGUUUGACAUUCUUCUUGGUCAUGAAAUGGAGGAGCUAUCAGACAAUAUGAAGGAAGAAUCUAAAUCUCAAAACAGCAAAGACAGAGUGAUUUGUGAGUUAAGAGCAGAGCUAGAGAGACUGCAAGCUGAAAAUACCUUGGAGUGGGACAAGAGGGAAAUACUUGAAACAGAAAAGCAGGGACUGGAGAGAGAAAACAGAAGGCUGAAGAUCCAGGUGAAAGAAAUGGAAGAGCUCUUGGAUAAGAAAAACAGAUUAAGUGCAAACUCUCAAGGUCCUGAUUUCAAGAUGUCACAAAUUGAUCUGCAAGAAAAAAACCAGGAAUUGUUGACCCUUCAACAUGCCUACUAUAAACUAAGCAGACAAUACCAGGCAAAGAUUGCAGAACUGACUCAUGCAAACAACCGAGUGGAUCAAAACGAGGAAGAAGUAAAGAAACUAAGAUUACGAGUGGAAGAACUAAAACAGGGACUCAAGCAAAAAGAUGAUGAGCUUGAUGAUUCCCUGAAUCAGAUUCGUAAGCUCCAGAGGUCUCUGGAUGAACAGAAAGAAAGAAAUGAAAAUUUAGAGACUGAACUCGGGCACUUACAAAACUGGUAAUUAUUUCACAAAAUAUGCUUAAUU